Molecule: messenger RNA, 5305 nt
Organism: Haplochromis burtoni (Burton's mouthbrooder)
Lineage: Eukaryota; Metazoa; Chordata; Actinopteri; Cichliformes; Cichlidae
Gene: entrep3
Product: family with sequence similarity 189 member B
Exons: 14
Coding region: 1412-3616 (734 amino acids)
Cellular component (GO): membrane
Source: RefSeq, a predicted model, not a curated record
UUUAAUCGUCGCUGCAGCAGUAAAAGCUGGAUCCUGUCGCUAGGCAACCACCCCUCCUUCCCAGCAUCAGCACCAGGACUGUGUUAACGCUCUCUGCCGCAUCACUGAGUUGGCUGCACGUUCUGCGUGCCUUGUCAUCACGUAUAGGGCAGGUUGUGGUUUGCAAACACGAUCCGUUCCUCUGCCAGAGUCACAGCUCGACUUGGAAACAGAGGAAGAGAUGCGAGGGCAGCAGAGGGGAGGGGCGAGCAAACACGAUAAUGAAAGAUAAACUUAAGUUGCUGUGCUAUGAGGGGGCACGGGAAGGCUAAGCGGCUGUAUUGGUGUGAUGUCUGGUGAAAGGCUGUGAGGUAAACGUCGGGGGUACAUACACACAUUCACAAACACACGGGCUGAACGGGAUGCCCGCGUGACUGCAGGGAGGAAAGAGGCGGCGGAGGAGGAAGAACAAGAGGAGGAGGAGGGGGGUCUAGGUGCUUGUGUGGACCGCCGCAAAAACCUCCGAGGUGGAGUUAACAAAGAUAGAUAGUCUGCUGGUAAAUAUUCCAGCCUGGCUGCUAUCUUGGUGCAGUUUGAAAAUCGAUGGAACAUUUAUUUCCUGUUCAUGCCGGGAUAGCUAAUUAGUCUUAGGGUGAUCUUAGGGUUUUGAUCUCCUCGCCGUCUUUUUUUCUCUUCCGUGACAGGAUAAGGAGCUGAUAAAAAGGUCGCGGGAGGGGAGCGCACAUGUUCAGAUGAUGUUCCUCAAGACUGGACGCACGGACUGACCCCCACAUGCCGCCUCUGCUGGGAGUAAAACUACAAGCGAACAGCUGCUAUCUCUGAGAUGCUUUAGAAUUUGCGGCCUGCUCGGGUCUCCAGUUACCGCAAUGCCACGGGCUAGAGGAGGGAGAGAGGGACGAGAGGAGGUGGAGAGGAGGAAGCAGCAAAAAGCAAAUGAGUAAUAAUAGCAAUAAUGUGAAGAUUUAAAAGGAAAACGAAUUGCCCAGUUUGCCUGUUAGCGUUAUAAUCAAAGAAUGGCUGGGCAGCAGAAUGGCGUAGACUGUACUAUAUAAGCUACAUUGGCUUCUGAACUGAGUGGGGUGAAAGAGACGCUGUGUGGACUUAAAAGUAUAAAAGCUGAAACGUCAGAUGAGGUGAGUAUGGUGCCUGCGACUGUGUGGUAGCAGCUCAUUUUUUCAACUUUCUGCUGACAAAGUUAUUGGACUCACUGGCUGGACUACAGUGUGCACCAUGGGACAUUGCGCAGAACCUGCCAGUGGAGAAUUUGGUGCAUAACUGUGACAGAGCAGAGCUCUGAAGCCAGCAUUUAUGUCUCUCUCUCUCCUGCUCUCCUGUGCUUCUGCCCACACAACUUGUCUUAUGAACCCGCUGUAAGCGUAAAACCUUUCCCUGCCUCCUCCACAAGCCAAACAUGCCUUCACCUUCAGACUCUAGCAGCGUGGCUUCAGCCUCUGGGUCCCGGGGUUGGUCAGACAGCCGCAGGGGCAUGUCUGGCCGGGGGCCUAGUGGAGCCCGACUGCUCCUUUACCUGGGGCUCUGCCACCUGGGCUUGGGAGCAAUGGUCCUGGCCUUCUCUUUCACCAGCAUGGCCUUCACCACCACUCCCCGCGUAAGGCAGUCCUGUCCAUUCUGGGCUGGUUUCUUUGUGGUGGCAUCGGGGAUUGUUGGAAUAAUCUCAUGGAGGAGACCUCUGACGCUGGUGGUGUCACUGUUUAUGCUGCUGUCUGCAGUGUGUGUGAUACUCAGUCUAGCUGGCUCAAUGCUGUCCUGUCAGAAUGCACAGAUGGUCAAGUCCAUGCUCACCUGCCAGGUGGAAAAUGGUCUGUGUGUGUGCUGUGCACGCACAGACCCCUGCUCCACAGAUGAGGAAAAGCUGGUCCUCAACCAGGAUAAUGGGUGCCACUCAGUCAGAAAACAGCUGAAGGACCUUUUGUUCAGUGCGUGUGGUCUCAGCAUUCUCUCCACCAUCAUUUGUACCCUGUCCACCGUGACCUGCAGUAUCCACAUAUUCUCCCUGGACCUCCUGCACCUGCUGGCCCCACAUCGCUCUCGGUCCGUCAACCCAGAAUGCACCACUCCUCAGGAUGCCUUCCUGACCAACAUCAUGGACUUUGAGGAGUUUGUUCCACCCAUCCCUCCACCCCCCUACUAUCCUCCUGAGUACACCUGCAGCUCUGAGACAGAUGCUCAGAGCAUCACCUAUAAUGGCUCCAUGGAGAGCCCCGUUCCCCUCUACCCCACUGACUGCCCUCCUCCUUACGAAGCUGUGAUGGGACAGAGAGCUGCCAGCCAGGCCACAGUGUUUGACCCCCACGGCACUGAGCUGUCUGGAGAGAGAGGAACUUCCACCGCCUUCAGUGGAGAAGUGUCUAUGGACAGUGGAUCUCUGUUAAUGUCAGAGAUUGUGGACAUCCCUGAUGAUUCCUCCCCCUCUGAGGACUCCUGCCUCUUGGAGGUUGGGCUGAGAAACCAAGGGGAGAGGCGUAACAGGAACGCUAGUGAGGGUGGAGACGGAGGAGAUGGUAGGGAGUAUAUCAACUUAGGUGGCCCACCAUGUCAAACACCAGAGAGUCCUCUGGCAGGAGGGCCGAGAUCCAGGCGAUUCCUCAGAGGAGAGCGGUCCAACUCCUGCUCCUCACCCAGCACAGCCACCACCACAUACAGGUCUCCAGUGUUGCGGCGCCAGACCAUCCUGGCUAGUAGCUGUUCCCAGCUGGAAGCAGUAGGGAGUUGCACCUCUCAACACCAAUCCUCGAUCCCAGAGAUUCGAGUUCGCCCCUCCACCCCUUCAGUCCAAGGAGCCAUCCCAGCCUCUUCUGCUCCCCUUACCUCAUCCUCCUCUGCUACCAGUGAGCAACCCCAUCUGCACCAACCCCUGUAUCUUCACCGGAGAGCUGGGAAGAAUGAAAGAGAUGGAGAGAAUGUACAAAAAGACCGGGAAGGCUUCCUACGCCUUGUGAGGUCACACAGUGAGCCAGGUCUGGGCUCCUCAACUGAGAGAGUUGACUUUGGCUCUGGAAGCAGCAAGGCAUCUAUAGACACAGGCCCAUCCUCUGAAGCGUGUCUGUUGCCCCGCACUUCUGUGCCUCCGGUUGCUGCUCUGCCCAGAAAAGGCAGCAUCAAAUUAGCAGCCACGGGGGUGCAGGUCCCCUCCAAACCUGCACCCACUUCACCGUUACGUUUACCUAAAGACUGCCACCGUUCUCUCGGAGACCUUAAGGUCACUCGGGUUCUGGUGGCUCGCUUCUUGCAGCGCUCCAAACGUAACCUGGCACCCCCAUCUGAGCAUGCUGGCAGCGCAGGGCAGGGACCUAAGAGAAGGAGUGGAGCUGAGGGUGCCAACCACUUGCCCUUGGAGCAGGUGUUGCGAACGCCUUGGAGCACAAGCCGCGGACAAGCCAACCAUCAUUCCCAUCAUCCUCAUCGACGCGGACAUCACCAUUCCCACAGUGACAGUCGUCACAACCGACACUACAGCAGCCGGGCGCCUGAAGGGAUCCACCUGCGCAGCUGUGGAGAUUUAAGCUUCUCCUCCUCAGCAUCACUGCGUCGACUAGUGACACCUCAUGCACCACAUGGGUCAUCGGGAACUCUCUACUCAGAGUCUGCACUGUGAAAAGAAGAGGAGAGUGAAGGAGGGGUGGAGGAGGAAAAUAGGUGGAACGCAAGAUGACAAGGCUGUAGGGGGAAAUAGCUAGAAGCCUAUUGAGAUAUUAUUCCCUCCUUUGUCUCUUAUUCACUUCCGUUUCUUGGAGCAAGCUGUGCAAAUGGCCUUACUUAGUGGUGCUCUUUAUCAUGUGAACAACAUCUUAGAGCUCCCUCACAGAUCAACAGCAGUGCAGUGCUCUGUAGAUGUUUAUUUCUGAUGGGCUCUCUUUAGAGAACCUAUUGGCCAAGAUCAACCUACCAGAAGCAUCUUUUCUGCCACACCAAUGAGCUCCUAACUCUGACUGGAAAUGGAACUCAACUAGCAUUCAGAUUUACUUACACUUACUUUUAAUCUCAGUCUGUUACACAAUGGGUUGCAAUAUGCAUCUGGCCCUUUUGUACAUUGCUAUUCAUUCACGGGAUCGCUCAGGUGAAGUGAUCAAGGAAAGCUCUUACUUUGUCUUCCAUUGAUUAAACAAAAUGCAUCAUCAUAUAGUCAGCUGAGUACAAUGUAAGAUAAACAGACAACACAUGAGAAAUGCUUUCACAUUACUGAGUUGCUAAUUUUGUGUUUUUCUAAUUCAGUCACACUUUUUCCACCUACACGAUGGCAGCCAGCAUUCAGACACUGACAUUAGUGCACGCCACAGACACAGGCUCAGCCUGUGAAAUGUACUCUCUGUGGGUGGCCCCUGGACACGGUCAUUUCGUUUGCCCGUGCGCAUGUUUUGCUACAACCGGCGAUACAGCAGAAACCUUGUGCAUUGAAUCCUGACUGUCUGUGUAAUUAAGUAACAUGUCCUUCAGAAUGUCUUUAUCUGCAUGUUUUGACUAUGCUUCCUUUUUUUUCCUCCCCUUGCACCCAAGACCUGUGAUAGUCGGCAGUUACAAUGUAUUUGUUUUAAUAGCUAGCUCUAAGGACAAGGAUCUGCAGCGCUCCCACGGGCUCCAAACAUGCCUCUGUAUCCAAUUUGAUUUUAAUCGAGUUUCAAUAUGUGACACUGGCUAAAGCAGCUUGAUCCUGUAAGAUAAAUAGGUGUAACUUGUACUCCGAUGAUAUGAAGAGUCUCUCGCAGUAAAUGUACAGAUAAAUUGAUUAAGUGGUCAGGCUUCACAAAAUGUGUUAGCACAUGUCCCUGUGGACUCUACGGGUUGCUGGGGGUUAGUUGAACGACAAAACAAAAAGAAAAUCUUCCAGAUACUCUCAUGACAGGGAAUUUAUGAUGGGUCUGGCAGCUCUGGGUACUGAAUUUUGAAGUGUAAUAAUAUAUUUGUAUCAGAUUGGAUUUCUUUUUUUCUUUAGAAAGACUUUCUGGUGUGCUCACCAAGUGAUGAUACUGAAUACGUAUCAGUAAAGGCACAUUUUGGAUACACUCAUACGUAUGUAACUAAGUUUAAAGAUUUACACACAUACACACUUACAGGCACAUGCAUACACCUAUAAAGGCACUGAGCUGUGUUUCUACCUCCUGUCUUGCAUAAAACAUAAUUUAUUUCAAGAAAUGUAUAUCUGUAUUGCAGGCUUAACAGGACAGAGCCUUGAGAUCUGAACAAUAAAUGUAAUCUAAGUAUGACACCUAUUCCAGAUUUUAAAUGCAGUGUCAAUGUAUUUCAUGAAAUGAAAUAAAUGAUAGACAAAAUGCAGUGUUGUGCAAAA